Molecule: messenger RNA, 352 nt
Organism: Ochotona curzoniae (black-lipped pika)
Lineage: Eukaryota; Metazoa; Chordata; Mammalia; Lagomorpha; Ochotonidae
Gene: BOLA2B
Product: bolA family member 2B
Exons: 3
Coding region: 47-319 (90 amino acids)
Biological process (GO): intracellular iron ion homeostasis
Cellular component (GO): cytosol; nucleus
Molecular function (GO): 2 iron, 2 sulfur cluster binding
Source: RefSeq, a predicted model, not a curated record
GGGCGGAAAGCAGAGUGGCCAGUGCGAGGUGGGGUUUUCUCCCCUCAUGGCUGCGGCCAUGGAGCUGAGCGCCCACUACCUCCGGGAGAAGCUGCAGCGGGACCUGGAAGCUGAGCAUGUGGAGGUGGAGGAUACGACCCCCAACCGCUGCGCCACCAGCUUCCGAGUCCUGGUGGUGUCCACCAAGUUCGAGGGGAAGCCACUGCUGCAGAGACACCGGCUGGUGAACGAAUGUCUAUCGGAAGAGCUCCCGCAUAUCCACGCGUUCGAGCAGAAAACCCUGACGCCGGGGCAGUGGGCCCGGGAGCAAUCGAAAUGAAGGACCAGGACCUGCACGGUUCCAUUAAAGAAU